Messenger RNA from Gavia stellata (red-throated loon), 5714 nucleotides. It is a transcript of the gene HTATSF1, whose product is annotated as HIV-1 Tat specific factor 1. The record is from RefSeq and is a predicted model, not a curated record. The transcript has 10 exons. The coding region runs from base 16 to 1368 and encodes 450 amino acids. Gene Ontology annotation, molecular function: RNA binding. Gene Ontology annotation, biological process: mRNA splicing, via spliceosome. Lineage: Eukaryota; Metazoa; Chordata; Aves; Gaviiformes; Gaviidae. Gene Ontology annotation, cellular component: U2 snRNP; U2-type spliceosomal complex.
AGAGUGAGUUUGAAGAUGAGCGGCGAGGACGGGAACGAGGAGUUCUACCGGCAGCUGCAGCUCCAGCAGCAGUACGAGGCCGAGCCCGGCGGCGAGGGCGAGUCCGACCCCUUCACCUACGUGGACCCGGCCGAUGGGGCCGCCUACGAGUGGGACCGGGAGAAGAAGGCCUGGUUCCCCAAGAUAACAGAAGAUUUCCUGGCAACAUAUCAUGCCAACUAUGGUUUCCAUGCAGAUGAUACAGACAGUUCAUCUGCUUCUGGCACAGCACCUGACAGUAAGCAACCAGUAAGUUCUAAGACGUCAGGAACACAACCAUCAGCAAAUGAGAAAGGACCACAACAAACAGAUCCAAAACAAAAAGCAGAAAAACGGAAGCUUGAGCCAGGAUGGUUUCAUGUUGAAGAAGGCAGAAACACAAAUGUUUAUGUGACUGGUUUACCUCCAGACAUUACAAAAGAUGAAUUUAUACAAGUCAUGUCAAAAUGUGGUAUCAUUAUGCGAGAUCCUCAGACAGAAGAACACAAAAUCAAACUUUACAAAGAUAAGGAAGGAAAUCUUAAAGGAGAUGGCCUCUGUUGCUAUCUAAAGAGAGAAUCGGUUCAGCUUGCACUGAGACUUCUGGAUGAGGCAGAAAUUAGAGGCUAUAAAUUGCAUGUUGAAGUUGCAAAGUUUCAACUGAAGGGGGAGUAUGAUGCAAGCAAAAAGAAGAAGAAAUGUAAAGACUACAAGAAGAAGUUGUCUCAACAGCAGAAACAGCUGGAUUGGAGGCCUGAGAAGAAAGAUGGCGCAACUCGAAUGCGACAUGAACGCAUCGUUAUUAUCAGGAAUAUGUUUCACCCAAAGGACUUUGAGGAGGAUCCCUUAGUGCUAAAUGAGAUCAGAGAAGAUCUGCGGACAGAGUGUGAAAAGUUUGGUCAAGUGAAGAAGGUUCUCAUAUUUGAUCGACACCCUGAUGGCGUGGCUUCUGUGUCAUUUAAAGAAGCAACAGAAGCUGAUCUGUGCAAGCUAACUCUAAAUGGAAGGUGGUUUGGUGGCCGGCAGCUCAGUGCUGAAACAUGGGAUGGCGUAACAGAUUAUCAGGUGGAGGAGACUGCAAGAGAAAGGGAAGAAAGGCUCAAGGUGUGGGGAUCAUUUUUAGAGGAUCCUGAUGCAAAGGAGCAGCAAGCUACAUCUGAUGCAGAUUCUGCAACAAGUAGCAUUAAACUGCCUGAAGGCAGACAACCUUCAAAAGUUAAUAACACAUCUAAGGAGGAUGUAAAUGAUGAAGCCCAUAAGAGGGAGGAUAAUGGUGAGGGCAUUAAUGAAGAUGGUGCUCCAUCUACAGACAGCAGCCUUGCAGGCAGUGAUGUUGAAGCAGAUACAUAACAUCUUUAAUGCUUUAUAAAAGCAUGGUUUUUAGGGUGAUGUUUGAGUUUAUCCCUUUCUUCAGGGUGACUGCAGAUUAUUCAUAUGAAUAUAUGCGUAUUAGAAUGUCAUCAACUGUGUGCUUUGAAAUUUUCAUUAAAAGCAGUAUUUAAUGAGGUUCUAAAAGUUUGUGUUAAUUGGCUGUUCAGGUAAAGUAACUCAAGUUGCCAAGAAUGCAGUAAAACUCAUCAGGCUUCUUUUGUUCUAACUAUGCUUGUCAGUGUUUCAUUAUGUAAGUGUGAAAUAUGUUCCAACCAUUAAGUUUAUGUACCUAUAUGUAACUUAAGUAAUGCAAAGCUAUUACAAGAUUUGUGGAUUUUACUGUUAAUUUUCCUGUACCCCUUGGAACUCAGUAUCUCAUCCUUAAAAAUGAUUCUUGUCUGAGUACUUUGGAUCAUUUUAUGGAACAGAUUCUGUGAAACAUAUAGGGUGAAUGCUUUGGAUAUGUUGCUAUGCAUUAAGUAGCAAAUGAUAAGAGUAGUACCAAGUCACAAACUUAAAGGAAGUGGAAAAGAAACAACGUUGCCAUAGCCAACAUAUGGCAAGCUGAGUGAAGAUAGAUUAUUAAAUCAUACCAUUCAGUAAAUUAUUUUUUCUUCCCCUGUUUAGAUCUUCUGUUGAUGCUUAGAUCUUUUUGUUGAGGCUGGAAUUAUGUGAAGGAGACUAGAAAUGCAUGAGCACACACAUUCUAGGCCGUAAUGAAAUAAGACUGAUCUUAAACUCUCAUGGUCUGUAUGCAGUAGGUAUACAAAAUAGGCAUUUGAUUGAUGUGUUGGCUUUGUUUAGUUUUUGCUUUGAUACUAGAGUAAAGGUUUUCGUUUGACCUUGUUAGACUGAUGAGUGUGAGUUCUCUUCAACAUUUUAGUUUAGCCAUACAUGCUCUUCAAAGUGGGGAGGAUCUCCCGUAUUUCAUAAAAUUCAAAAGCUUUUGGCAACUUGAACUACAGUUUGUUGUACAAAAGUUAGACUACUUGAAAAUAUGCUUUCAAAUAAUAUUCUUUUAUAUGGAAAAAGCAAACGCUAGCCCUCUUAGAAAUAUUUCCAAAAGCAAGGAUUUAAAGACAUUCUAACUUCAGAUAUCUUAGUAAGUGGCAAGCUUUCAAAAAUAACUGGGGGAGCCGUUUUGGGCAUAGUCAUUCUUAAUUUAGAAUCCCAUUAUUUUGAUACCUAAGGAUAGAAGAAUAUGGAUUUAGGCACUAAACAAUUAAAAUAUUGGUGCUGAAUUCAUAGUGCGCUGUUCAUCUGGAUGGUUACUAGUGCAUAUUUGUAAGGAGGAUCUUUUGAAUUUUUUUAAUUUAUAUUGGAUUACAAGAAACCAUAGAUGCUAAUUCUUACAUUUCCAUCUUGAAGUAUUCAGAAUACUCUGAAAAUCGGUAUUUUCAAACUUUGUGCUCUGAGAUUACCAUCUAUAUUUUUUCCAGAAGUCUAUAUGGUACUCUGAGUUUGUUUCAUUUCUUUUUUUUUUAUAUGUAAUCGAUAAUGUAUGGGUAGCUGUGCCAACCAGAGCAUCUAACUUAACACUUGCCACUGUGGUUAUGAAUUAUAUAUCUUUUUGUGACAAAAUAUCUGGUCUUACAACAGAGAUGAUAUUUGAAUUCAGGCUUUAAAAGUCUGGGGGCUCAUUAUAAACUGGCAUGACAAAUUUCCAAUUAUGAGUUGCAUUAUAAAGAGGAGCUGUAACUCUUGCAGCUAAGAAAGAUAAUUUUCUCAUCUUUACAAGUAUGCGAAUUGUACGUUUCAGCAAAACAGGUGUUUGAACAGUUCAGGGAAUCUGAAAUACUGCCUAGUGUGUAGCUGCGCAUAGUGGCAUAUUCAGAUUACAUCUCUGGGUUGUGUUGGUUCUGCCUUAGUUAUUCUCAUUGGUAAUAAGCACCACAGACCUUUGAGGGCUGAAGGUUUUGGCAUAUGAAGAGUGUAAUUUAGUGUGGUGGGCAUUGCUUUCAGUGCUCCUUUAUUUCUUCCAGCUUCUGGGCUCUAGGCUUUAGAUCCAUUAGACUGUUGUGUUUUGUUAGCUUUUUUUUUUUGAGAGCCUGGUCAUGUAACACUCUACACAGUUAAAUCACCUGUUUUACAGUGAAAUUGCAACUGGUAUAGGGGAAACUAUUGACAAACGUAUAAAUAUUGUACAGUUCUGUGAAGCCUUAUCAUGGUAUCAGAUAUAAAAAAUAAGGUUAGUGUUAGUGUUUGAAAAAAGACUUUGAAAAAUAAAGAAUCAUUGUAUGUGCAGUAACCUUCCUCUCUCCAGUUUAUGUACAAAUUUGAUUGGCUUGCUUCAAAAGUCAAACGUGAUGUUGGCCUUUUCACCUUUUCCUCUAGACUUCACACUGAAGUAGAGCACCAACAAAGACUGAGACCAAAUGCUUUACUGGCUUUCCUAUUAACUAGGAUUCUUAAGAAAAUAAAAGCUGUUUUUCCAUGCAAAUAUGUUGUUCUGAAGUGCGACAUUACACUCAAACUGGUAUUUUCCUUUUGUCUACCUCUGUUAUUCCCCAGUAAAAUAUAAAAAUGUAUUUUUAUAAACUAUUCAUUGAGUUACUGAGGCAUUUAAUAGUCUGUGGAGAGGUUAAUGCAGCUGUGACUUUCUUUUCAGCAGUUUUUCAUUGAGACAAUUAUUUUGAUAUUUUCCUUUUUUAAAUGAUGCCAUUUUUUUAUAAAUUAAUCUGAACAUAAAUUAAAACCUUUUGCAAAAGUUAAAAGUUACUAUUUUGAAGUAUGAUUAUUAAAAUCUUGUAUAGAGCAGUAAUGUUUAAUACCAAAUUUUAACAAAUCUGAAGCUGAACGAGCUGAGUUGCUUUUUAAACUUAUAUUUUUUUCUGACUGAGCAGCACCGUAAAUAAACCGGUAAGAAGUUAAAAGCCCAAUGAAAUUUUGACUAUAUUUGUUCUUUUAAAAGUGCUUUCUAAUGACUUGUCUUGCUCAUUAGAAGUGACAAAAUCAACCUUUUUGCUUAGUUUCUAAUUUUUCUUAGGUUCCAUUCCAGUAUACGGCAUGGUCCUUCAUCCCUAGGCUUUUGGUGACAGGUUCAUUUUAAGACAAGCUGUCUCCUUCCCUCUGUAUAUUAUGAAAACAGUAACUAGCAGCAGGUUGAAACAAUUUGUGGAUAAUUAUUAUUGCUCCAUUUUGAACCAGAGAAGUAGCUGUUCCUAUUAAUUCGCACAGGGUAACAAAAUGAAUGUGAAGCCACUUAAAUAUAAUAGCAGGGAAAGAGUAUUAACUGAUACUUCAACAUAACUCGGCAUAGAUAAUCACUGUCUUAACUAUGCAAUACAAAAUCAGUUGCUUAGCUUCAAGAUAUAUUGGUAGUUUACUUUACAAUCAAAUGCUAUUUAGUGGUUUGCUGGCAAGGUAAUUGUACGGAGUUGCAAGUAUUCAUCAGAGAUUACAUGGUUUGAGGAGCAUGGCCAAGGUGGACAUCUGGAAACAAAAAGCCCCAAAAGAAAAGGCACAUACGUUGUAGCAGGUUCUCAAAUAUUCAUAUACAGCUGUAAAGAGAGAAUUAGUUUCAUUUUGCAUCAAAAUGUUUAUCUGUUUCUCCUGCUGACUUUUUUUAAUUACUUUUUUUAAUUGAAUUUCAGUCCCUCGUACAACUUAGGUUUUGUAUAAGGAUUGCAAUUCACUUAAAAUCAUUAGUAUGGUAAAUGCAGUGCAUUUUAGCUAAAAUGUGUCCUAGAUGUUAUUCAGUUAAGGUUAAUCUAUUUACAAUUACAAAUACUUAGCUUAAUUCACUUAAGAAAACUUAAAGGUAUUGGAUGCUUCAUAGAAACGCAAGCUUGCCUUUAAAUUAUACAGUAAAAUUGAUAUCUAUACCCUGAAUUCUUGAACUGUAUAACCUAACUCAAUUCUUUAAAAAAAAAAAAAAAACCCACACAAACCCAAAACCUCUAGAUUUUAACUGGAUUUUAAAUUCUUACUUUUAUUUCUGAAUCUGAGGAAACAUACUGCAGUAUGAUAAAUGAAUUAUGUAAGUUGUGUACUUGUGUUGAUUUGACUUGUGUGUAUUUUAGUGCUCAAUUAUACAAGGCUUGAAGUCUUACUGUCAGGAUACUCUGAAAGUUCUGUAAAAUACUUAUAGAAUUAUGAAUUUUUUGCAGCAAAUUGUUUUUUGCUCAUUCUGUAAUAUGAAAGUAUAUUGUUAGAUUAAACUUUUCAGUAAGUUGACUUGGAAUUUUUCUGACAGGUUAUUUCGAUAAGUUAAAUUGAUCGUUUUCAUUUAUCCUUUAGAAAAACUAACAUUUAAAAAAAAAAAUCAUAUUUGAAUAAUAUCUAGACCUGUGACAAGCAUCUGAGAAUCCCUUGAUUUGUCUUCA